This is a messenger RNA of Zeugodacus cucurbitae (melon fly), 2552 nucleotides long. RefSeq lists its product as uncharacterized. Bases 154 to 1209 code for a protein of 351 amino acids. The record is from RefSeq and is a predicted model, not a curated record. NCBI's taxonomy places the organism in Eukaryota, Metazoa, Arthropoda, Insecta, Diptera, Tephritidae. The transcript has a single exon.
AUACCCUAUUAAAAAAAAUAUCAAAACAACAAAAUCGUGUAGUAAAUUUUCAUGUCCUUCGUUUAUUUUAUUGAAUUUUCUCACUUAUUAAAAUUAAAUUAGUGCAGUUGUAUGCAAUUUAUAAUAUAGUAUUGCUUUAUCUCUGGUAUUGCUAUGGAUUCGGAGCAACCUUCAAGUACAAUUCUAUGCUAUCCUACGGAUUCAAAGGGCUAUUCCAAUGUUGAAGUGCUUAAUGUUAAUAAUGUGGACUCCGCCGGAGGAGUAGUGUUAAAUGAUGAAAAACUGUUGGAGUUAAUACAAUUAUAUCCAUUUUUAUACAAUCCUCGUGUGCGUCCGUUCCAAGAUCCGGACUAUGACGAUUGGGCAUGGAGUCGCAUUACAUCUGCAUUUAAUGUUAGUUACACAGGAUUCCUACCAGCAGUCUAUUUUAACAAGGAAGACUUACAACGUCGCUGGAACAAAUUGCAACCUAUUAUAAAGAAAAUGGCCAAAAUGUUGGAUUUAACCGCUAUACCGGAGCCAUUACGUCAAAUAAUAGUGAAAAUAAGUGUACAACUGGAAGAUCAAAUUACAGAUGUGCGUGUGAAUAAUUUAUCAAGUGCUCAACAAGUAAUAUACGAUAAUAUGAAAAUGGUAGCACAGUUACCACUAAAUAGACGUCUGCAAUUGGAAGCUGAAAUGAUGGACCUAAUAUUAAACGCCGAACUGGAAUCAAAAGCUACAAUAAAAUUAACAUACUCCCAUUUAAAGAAUAUUGAUGAUGAAUAUGAAGAAUUGCUUAAUUUGAUGGAUCUGAAAGAGCUAAUAGUAUUAAAAUCCACUGCUACAACAUUCAUUAACGAAACAGCAGAUAAUUCACAGGAGCAAAAAGUAACUAGUACAACCACCACGAAUGGAACAUAUGAAAUUUGUAGCGAUAGCAGUUCGGAUACAAAAUAUGAAUCGUUGAACACCAUAGAUUUCGAAGCUGAAAUGGGCAGUGGCUCUCAAAUAAAUAAAUCUACUGGUAAAAUUAAGAAAGAGUGUACAUAUAUUGAAUCACAAGAAAAUAUUGUAGUGCCAACAGUAAAUUGUACACCAAAGGCACAAUGGGUGCCAUUAAAGGAUGCUUCUAAACAUGUAAGACGUUGUAUUAUAAGAUUGAAAAGAACAAAUAUGGAGGAUUACAUACCACUAUCACGUAUAAAACGGAAACGCAGAAGCAACUAAUUUCACAUUGAAAUCAUGUGAAGCUUAUAGAAAGCAGUAGCAUGUAGAUAUUAGGUGUUAAAUAAUAUAAAUUGAUAAUUUUAAGGAAUGCGUAAUUAUUCAUAAUGAUACACAAACAACUGAUAAAUAAAUAAAAGUUUUUGUAUCGUCUUUUGGAUUUAUCUUUAUUUUCAUUCGAUUUUCUGAAAUUACGUCUGCUUAAUUGUAAGUUAAUUAAUUCUCUUUUUCGUGUAAAUGGUACAUAAAAAAGAGAAGAUUAAAAACAAGAAGGAAAUGCACACACGAGUACAGUUUUUAAUAUCAAAAUUUCAUAUCAAAAUUACAAAAUAGUGUGGCGGCAGCGAUUUCUCAGUGACAACAUAAAAUACAUUAGCAGUAAUUAAAAAAUGCGUACCAUUCAAAAUACAUACAUCUUUGGGGAACACAUAUAACUCAGAGCAAAGAAAAAAAAUGUAUAAACAUAUAUCGUAUAUUAAUAGUUAAUAAACAAAGACAUUCUAUAUACACAAAAAAUUGUGUAAUGAAUGAAAUUUAAUUGUAAAAUGCGAAAAAUAGCAACUCGGAGUUGAUUUACAUUCGAAUAUAUGCUAUGCAUACAUAUAUAUAUGUUCGUAUGUACAUAUGUACUUAAAGUUAAAAAAAAAUUAAAGCAAUGGCCAGUCUGACGACGUUGCACUUAUAAGAGCUCUUUAAAUGAAACACAUCAUAUCUUUAUUGUAGCUUUGUUCUAAGCAGCGUAGUUGGUUAAUUUUGAAAAUUGUUUUUUUUUUUUUAAUUCACGGGUUAUCGUACGAUAUAAGCAGGAAGUGGAGUUUCUUUAUGGAGUUAUUACAUGUGCAGUUACAAGCAAUCAAUUUACAGUGAAAACUGUAACUAAACAAAACUACAACCAUGUAAUCUUUACAGUUAUUUAAAAUUUACUUUUGUGAAAAUAAAAUUUGUUUUAACAAAUUAUUUAACUACCGUACGAUAACCGCCUUUUGAAUUUUAACAAAGCAAUCAAAAAAAUAAUGAUUGCUUGAAUACACAACGUAUAUAAAUUUUUCUAACAAACAGCAAGGACACAAUAGCCUGAUACAACCGAUUAUGGCAGACAUUUGCUUUCACAUUUCCUUAAAAAUAUUGAAAUAUUACAAAAAAGUAUUAAAUUAAAUUAAUAACAGAUUUGGUAAAAUUAAUUGUGUGUUUCUAUGUGUGUGUAUGUAUGUAUGUAUGUUUGCGUACACUUAAUUUACGUCGCAUGUUCAAGUUCGAUUCAACACUUCAGAAUAAAGUUCCAAUAAACGUUCCAAUACUUAUGCCGGUACCUUCGCGCAAUUUUAGGCCCACUCCUUUGCCAUAAG